GCCGCCGGAUUUGCCAGAUGAGUGUGUAACCCUCAGGUGGAGCACAGGCAGUGAUCAUCAUUCCACUAAGAGAAACCAGCUUGCAAAGAGGAGUGGAGUCCAAACAGGGAGGAAAAGGAAAGGAAUUCCAUACUCACCAUCUCUUCAAAGAGUGCUUUUAGAAGUGGAAAUGGCAGCAAGGCUUUUGAAGACAUCAUCUAUGUCUAGAAGGACAAAAUUGCUACAUCAAACAGGAUUGUCACUUUAUAAUACAUCUCAUGGCUUCCAUGAGGAAGAAGUAAAAAAAAAACUUCAGCAGUUUCCUGGUGGAUCCGUUGACCUUCAGAAGGAAGACAGUGGCAUUGGCAUUCUUACUCUGAACAAUCCAAGUAAAAGGAAUGCCUUCUCAGGUGUUAUGAUGCUACAACUUUUGGAAAAAGUGAUUGAAUUGGAAAAUUGGACAGAGGGGAGAGGUCUCAUUGUUCGUGGGGCAAACAAUACAUUCUCCUCAGGAUCUGAUCUGAAUGUUGUGAAAGCAGUAGGAACUCCAGAGGAUGGAGUGGCCUUAUGUAUGUUCAUGCAAAACACCUUAACCAGAUUGAUGAGACUUCCUUUAAUAAGUGUUGCUCUGGUUCAAGGCUGGGCAUUGGGUGGAGGAGCAGAAUUUAUUACGGCCUGUGAUUUCAGAUUAAUGACUCGAGAAAGUGAGAUCAGAUUUGUUCACAAGAAGAUGGGUUUAGUACCAAGCUGGGGCGGUGCUACCCGGCUGGCUGGAAUUAUUGGCAGUAGACAAGCUCUCAAAGUGUUAAGUGGGGCCCUCAAACUGGAUUCAGAACUAGCUUUAAACCUAGGAAUGGUCGAUGAGGUCUUGAAGUCUUCAGAUGAAACUGAAUGUCUCAAAGAGGCACAAGAGUGGCUAAAACAGUUUACUGAAGGGCCACUGGAAGUAAUUAGAGCUUUGAAAAAAUCAGUUUCUUCAGGCAAAGAGCUUUGUUUCCAGGAGGCACUACAGACGGAAAGAGAUCUUGUAGGAACACUUUGGGGUGGACCUGCAAAUUUGGAGGCUAUUGCUAGCAAAGAUAAGGCAACUGAGACACAGAAAGCUCAGGUGAUAGCUCAAAGCCACAGACUCAGUUCCUAAAUGAUCGAUCAAGCCAGUUUCAAAUCCAGGUGGUCUGACUUCACAGUCUGCACUCUUAACUGCUACGGAGAUGGCCUCCAAAAUAAUUAUGACUACCCAAACAGAAGAACCACCAUCGAUAAUUUUAGGAAAGGUAAAGCUUCAAAAAGUUACUAAGAAAUUUCACAGACUGAUAAAAGAGUGAAAUUUAUAUUACCUGCUUCAAGAGCUCUUCUGUCACUAUCUCACAGAUGCUUGCCACAAAAAUGAAACAUCAUCUUCACUACUGGUCAGCCAGUUUGUAGUAUUUUCUCUUUAAG
Molecule: messenger RNA, 1419 nt
Organism: Miniopterus natalensis
Lineage: Eukaryota; Metazoa; Chordata; Mammalia; Chiroptera; Miniopteridae
Source: RefSeq, a predicted model, not a curated record